Leptidea sinapis is the source of this 3845-nucleotide messenger RNA. RefSeq names its product glucoside xylosyltransferase 1 (gene shams). The record is from RefSeq and is a predicted model, not a curated record. The transcript is spliced from 6 exons. Gene Ontology annotation, biological process: protein O-linked glycosylation via N-acetylgalactosamine. NCBI's taxonomy places the organism in Eukaryota, Metazoa, Arthropoda, Insecta, Lepidoptera, Pieridae. The coding region runs from base 374 to 1543 and encodes 389 amino acids. Gene Ontology annotation, molecular function: UDP-xylosyltransferase activity.
CAAAACAAAUGUUUGUAGUAAAAAAUAAAUACAUUAAAGUUAAAAAUUUAAAAUAAUUAUUUGAUUAGAAUAUAUUUUAAUGUAGGUACGGUUAACAUAUUAAAUCGUAUGCUAAAUCUGAAUUAUUCUUCAUAAUCUGUGAAAUGUGAACCAAAACAAAUAAUAUUAUUGUUACUAAAACGAAUGCAUCAUACAUAAAUAGAAACUCAUUAUUUUUCAUAUUUUUUUAAAUAAACCUAUAAAUAUUUUCUAUGAUACUUUGAGGUUUUUUUUAAUAAUAUACAACACCGUGUAGAUGUAGAUAUUACGUUGCUAAGAAAAAUAAUAAUUAUGUUUUGUAAAGAUUUAUUAAAAUGUGAUGACCAUAAUAUGAAUGAUAACUAAAAAGUUAUCCGCCCACAGUGCUAAACACUUUCUAUAUCUAGUAUCUACAAUGAGACUAGUAACACGAAAAUUCUGCGUGUUCCUGUGCAUUUGUUUUACUAUAAUUAUUAUAUAUUCAAUAAAUAGUAAGUGGCUGGUUAGUAAAAUUAAAAAGAACAGCCUACUUGUAGAUCAAAACAGAAGAUUGGUUUCAAAUGUACACACAAAUAAAGAAAAAGUAGUUUUAUCAUUUGUUGUUUGUGACAAAAGGUUUAAUGAAUCAUUGAAUGUUAUAAAAUCAGUGUUACUAUUUACAAAGGUUCCUGUUUAUUUUAUUGUGUUUGCUGAUAACACAUUAAGGUCUCAAUUUAACAGUACUCUAAGCAAUUGGAAGUAUAUUAUUGGUGAUCAAUUUGAUUUCGAAAUUCAAAAGAUACAUUUUCCUGAAGCCCAUAAAGAUGAGUGGAUGAAUCUAUUUAGCAAAUGUGCAGCGCAGAGGCUGUUUAUACCAAAAUUAAUUCCACACAUUGAUUCUAUGAUAUAUGUUGAUACUGACACCCUUUUUCUUGGACCUGUGGAGGAGUUGUGGAAUAAAUUCUCAAAAUUCAAUCAAUCUCAAAUAUCAGCAAUGACUCUAGAGGAUGACAACCCCAAUGUGUCUUGGUAUCCUCGGUUUGCAAAACAUCCAUUUUAUGGUAAAUUUGGUCUCAAUUCUGGAGUGAUGUUGAUGAAUUUGACCAGAAUGAGAGAGUUUGGUUGGGUGGAUUAUGUCACACCUAUUAUGCUGAAAUGGAAACUUUACAUACCAUGGGGUGACCAGGAUAUCAUCAACAUAAUAUUCCACUAUCACGAGAGUGCGGUGUACGUGCUGUCGUGUCGGUACAACUACCGCUCCGACCAGUGUAUGUAUGGGGACGCGUGUGCCGACGCGAUCUCCAGGGGUGUCUACGUGAUGCACGGCAGCAGAGGAACGUUCCACAACCACAAACAGCCGGCUUUCGAGGCGGUAUAUCAAGCGAUAGACGAAUUCGUUCCGGGUACCGAUCCAAGUAGGGUUCUGAAGAGCAUGGAAGACAAUCUAAACGCAUCUCCAGAAUCUAACUGCGGGAAUUUGAAAGAGGCGUUCUUGAAAGUACCCAGAGAGAUACUCGGACACCACAAGGAAUUGUUAAAUAGAUAAGUUUAUAUGAUAUACUCGCACGAGUAAAAAAAGAAGAACUCCGCGCCGUGAUAUUAUCAAGUGAAGCACCGUUAUGCUAGUGUGUGUGCGGUUACGGGGGAUACUAGUUACACAAUUUUUUCUCCCUUAAAUAAUCAUAAAUAGCCACAAAUACUUAUAUAGUAUCGUUUUUACACUUUUUCACAACGCACGACGGUAUUUUUAAGAUAUUUUAUUGAGACGCAAACUGAUAUGUCACAGACGAUGACAAUUCUCAUAAUGGCCGCCUAUCGGCCUGUAGUUGUGUAAGUGUGUGCGUGGGGCUAUGUAUGUAUUUACACGUUAAUCGGCUUGUUUUGGUGUUACACUGUUAUGUAAAGUGACACGGAGUCCUUAUUUUUUUACUAGUACUCUAUGAUAUAUUCUAAUUCUUAAAAUGUGAUAAAAUAUUAUGUCUAUAAUGUAUAUAAUACAUGUUUAAUUGUAAUCUACCUAAGUUUGUUAUAUUUAAGAAGAAUUUUAGAAAGAAAAUAAUAUGUAUUUUAGCAUUAUUAUCAAAUAUUAAAGGGUAUUUAACCGUGGUAGGCUAUAAAUAUAUUGAGAUUCUUUAUUCCAAUUAUAAUGUGUGGACCACCAGUGGUAGGCUACUUUGCACUUGAUGCCGGCUAGAUUAGGGUUACCACAACGGCGUCUAUUUCUGCCGUGAAGCAGUGAUGUGUAAGCAUUACUGGGUGCCGGUAGCUAGUGAAAUUACUGGGCAAAGGAGACUUAACAUCUUAUAUCUCAAGGAGACGAGCGCAAUUAUUGUAGUGCCGCUCAGAAUUUUUGGGUUUCUCAAGAAUUAUGAGCGACACUGCAUUGUAAUGGGCAGGGCGUAUCAUUACUAUCAGCUGAACGUCCUGCUCGUCUCAUACUUUACUUUCAUAAAAAAAAGUUAAGUAUGUUGGAAUUUAGAACCCAAUUCGGAUAGUGACAGUUGACACACGACUAAAAGAGAAAAGUGUGCUUACAUUGGUCUUUAAGCACACUUUUGCCGUUCGGCUAUCAAAGCGCGAUUGAUAUGUCCAUAUGUGUAGAACGUCAUUGAGUAAAAUGUAAAAAAAAACAAAUUGAACCCUAUUUCUAAUACAGUUAAAUACCUUUUUUAUAAAGAUUUUUCCCCCUAAUUAAAUAGGUAAUAUAUUUUUGAUACUGUACAUAUUAUCAAAUGCUUUUAUAUGUUUUAAUUGGACGUAAUCAAGACAAACGUUCCAAACCACAAUAAUGUCGAAAUUGAGUUAAGAACACAAAACUGGUCACGUGAUUCAUAUUACCAGACUGACAAAAAAUGGCAGCCCUACUGUCACCCUUAAACGGCCGUUCCCAAUAUUCAGUUGUGGCCUACUUGAGAUAAAAAUCGUAACUAUCGUUGACUUUUCUGUCCCAAUAAACUUAUCGACGGUAACUCCGUACACGCUGUCUUUCAAUGGGACGACGUAUAGCAUACCAGAGAGAGAAGUUUGUAUGGAAAUUGCAAUUCACGCGUCCCAAUAAGGCGAUAAGAAUGACUUAUCGGGUAUAUUGGGACAGCUUCAAAUUAUUGACAGGUACAGUGACAGUAGAAGGUAGUCAUUUAUCUCUAUCUGUAGAUAGUAUAUUGGGAACGGCUGUAAGUACCUAACAUCAUAAUUUAGUAGCCCAACCCACAUGUAUGGAAAACACAAAUAUCUGAAUAAACUUUAAAAACGAAUUCCUUAAAAUGUGAUGUUUGUGGCUUCAAACGUUUUUCAGGAACUACCUCCAAUUAAUUACGAAUAUGCUCGAAACAGAAAACAAUAAAUUACCAUAAGGUUAUACAAAUGAUUUGAGUUUUCUUUAGUGUUAAUUCCGCCAAUAUUUGUCUUUAAACAAUUCGAAACGCGUUUCGCCUCUACACUAGGCAUCCUCAGGACCUGUUGUCUCGCCAAAAUCUGGCACGAGACUCAAAUCAAUCAAACUCAGUCUCAGGCGAAACACGUGUCGAAUUGUUUAAAGAGAAAUAUCGGAAUUAACACUAAAGAAAACUCAAAUCAUUUGUAUAAUUAUGGAUAUCCGCAAAGUAACGCCUACUUCAAUAAAUUCUAAUAUAUAAAAUUCUCGUGUCACGAUGUGCGUGGACCGAACUCCUCCGAAACGGCUUGAACGAUUCUCAUGAAAUUUUGAGUGCAUAUUGGGUAGGUCUGAGAAUCGGACAUCUAUUUUUCAUCCCCUUAAAUGUUAAGGGUGGACCACACGAAUUUGUUUUUAAAUUUGUUUGAUUAUGAGUCAGCCACUACUUUUGUAUCGCGAUUUUAAUAUUAUUCUA